Molecule: messenger RNA, 1008 nt
Organism: Lathyrus oleraceus (garden pea)
Lineage: Eukaryota; Viridiplantae; Streptophyta; Magnoliopsida; Fabales; Fabaceae
Exons: 2
Coding region: 1-618 (205 amino acids)
Source: RefSeq, a predicted model, not a curated record
AUGAUUGUGGGGUGCUAUUCAGUUGGAAAUUCACUUCCUGUUGAACCAUAUUUCUUAGAACAGCGUUACCUUGAUGCCAUCAACGGAAUCAUACGCCCAAGCCCCGGCUCUAAAUAUGCGGCUUGCUCUACGUGUUCUUCGCCAAAAUCAACCUCUCCAGAUGGAUGUACUAGCGGGGAAUCACCGUUCCACUACCUAGGUAUGCAGCAGUUACAGAAGGGUAUGGUUUCAAUGCAGAGAGUGAGAAGCUCUCCAAGUUUAUCCAGCCUUACAAACAGCUACAAUAAUACACAACAGUUACAGCAGCAGCAGCAGCAACCGCAUAAUCACGGUAUUAGUAGAAGUAGGAGUAGUCAUUAUCAAUACCAGCAACUCUCUCUUGUUGGUGGACUUACACCAAUACAUGAAGUAGGGAUUGGAAUGGGAAGGAUAUCGCCAUCUCAGAUGACUAUGAAUAUGAUGACAGAUAAUAUGAGUAGUAGCAGUAGCAGUAGGGGUAUGAAUUACUAUUACUCUAAUGCAAACAGACCCCAUAAAGGUUAUGCAUACCAUGAUGAAUCAGUUGGUCAUGUUAUUCCAUCAGUCCCCCGGAGUCCCAGAACGUAUCUAGGUGAAUGACUAUCACUUCAUUCCUCUCCUCCUCUUUCCUCAACGACAUUCUUUCAUCCAUUUGUAUAUAUGUACAUUAGAACCGAAGUGUUGUAAAUCAGUAAUUGUAGUUUUUCAUUUUAUUUGCUUCCAUUCUAAGGAAUUAACAAAUUCAUAGAUUAGAUUGUCUACUUCUGAUACUAUUAUCAUUAUUGGGUUCAAGUAUCUGUUGCUUACAUUGCUAUCUAAGAGGAUCUUGCAUUUCUGAUUAACAUGCAAACGAUCAUUCCUUUUUUAGGAAGCAAAGUAGUAGUGUCAUCUCUUCUAAUAGGUUCAUGCAAAUUUAUCUUAUUUUUCUUAUAUCAAAUUACAACAUUUUCGGCCUGUAAACUCCGUCCACAAUACAUGUAAUCCAGACAA